AUGUUAAGCCGAAUAGGAAGAUCUCAAUUAACCCAUUUUAGAUUUCAGUCGACAUUGUCUUUAGUUGGCUUUAACAAUAAGGAAAUAUCAAUCACUUUAGAUGGGAAGCCAGUAACAUUCAAAACUACAUUCCUACGUGAUGCAUGCACUUCCCCAGAAUCUGUAGAUGCCUCGACAAGUCAGAAAUUGUUUACUACAGCCCAAGCAGCUGCUGAUCUUUCUAUAGCAAAAGAGCCAUCUGUUGUCAAUAACAAACUCAAUAUUCAAUGGAGUAACAAUGGAAAACUUCUCAACUCAACUUACUCAGCUUCAUUCUUGACCGAGUAUUCAACACCCGAGGGGCCGAGAAAGGAUUUGUUUUUUGACAGUGAUCGGAAAUUGUGGGACCAUAAAGAGUUGAUGGCCAAUUUGGACUCCUUACACCAUGAUUACAAUGCCUACUUGAACGACGACAAAACGUUUUUCGACGCUGUAUAUAAUAUGAACAAGUAUGGAUUGUGCUUUAUCGACAACAUCCCACGACCCAAGUUGGAGAACAUGAAUGAGUCAAAUGUGACUCAAUGGCCCGUGGCCAAAUUAGCUGAGAGGUUUGGAUACAUCCGCAAAACAUUUUACGGAUCAUUAUUUGAUGUGAAAAACUUGAAGAGUGAAGCCAAAAACUUGGCCUAUACAAACACAUUCUUGCCGUUACAUAUGGACUUGUUGUAUUAUGAAUCACCUCCUGGUGUGCAAAUGCUACACGCAAUUGACAACUCGACCUUGGGCGGCGAAAAUAUCUUUUGCGACUCAUUCUUGGCUGCUGAACAUGUUCGUCAAGUUGACCCCAAAGCUUACACGGCGCUUACAAAAAUUCCAAUUACGUUCCAUUACGAUAAUAACAACGAGUAUUAUUACUAUAAGAGACCGCUUAUAAUUGAAGACCCAGAAAUCACUGGCGAUUUUCCCAAAAUUUGCGCCUUGAAUUACUCACCACCUUUCCAGGGACCCUUUGAAAUUGGAAUAACAAAACAAGAUCCAGCUUAUGAAAUGUUUGACGACUUCAUUCGUGGGUUCCAGUUGUUUGAAAAAUUCAUCAAUGAUCCUACCAAUCAUUACGAGGUUAAGUUGAAGGAAGGCACGUGUGUGUUUUUCGAAAAUCGUCGUGUAUUGCAUUCGAGAAAUGAGUUUUCUGAUUCCAAUGGAGGCGAUAGGUGGUUGAUGGGCACUUAUGUAGAUGGUGAUAGUUUACGUUCGAAAUUACGUAUAGGAUAUCGUAAAUUUAAAUAA
Lodderomyces margitis is the source of this 1266-nucleotide messenger RNA. RefSeq lists its product as uncharacterized. Bases 1 to 1266 code for a protein of 421 amino acids. The transcript has a single exon. NCBI's taxonomy places the organism in Eukaryota, Fungi, Ascomycota, Pichiomycetes, Serinales, Debaryomycetaceae. Gene Ontology annotation, cellular component: mitochondrion. Gene Ontology annotation, biological process: carnitine biosynthetic process. Gene Ontology annotation, molecular function: oxidoreductase activity. The record is from RefSeq and is a predicted model, not a curated record.